AUGAACAAGUCCGUCAGCUCUUUCAUGAUAGAUGACCUCUUAGAGAAUGGACCUAAGAGAAGGUCGCGGAGUCAGAAAGCCCAACCACAGGCUGUCGAAGAGUUUGAAAAUCGUCUGUCGGAAAAUUCCUUCGUUCCGCUCUCGAUACCGGAGUCCGGAGUCUUUUCGAUUCGCCAUUGGCUCGCGCAAGGAGUAGCACACCGGGCAGCCAAGAGAGAUCACUGGCAGGAAAUCGCCGAGGGCACGGGCGUUGUUGCCGGAACUACCAAUGCCUCCCCCUCCUCCACAUCCUCGACCCUUGAAGAGUCUGUAAAGAAGCCCCGAAAGGCGCGGACAGCUUUCACCGAUACCCAACUAGCAGAAUUGGAAGCCAACUUUGAAAAGCAAAAGUAUCUUAGCGUCCAGGACCGCAUUCAACUGGCCAGUCGUCUGAAAUUAAAUGAUACGCAAGUGAAGACUUGGUACCAGAACAGACGCACGUACCUCAAGCUCAAACUCCUACCUAUCGCAGGUUACACCAAAAGUAUCCUCUAUCCACCGAUAAGUCUUAAAGGCAGCUCAUCUCCCUGA
Dibothriocephalus latus is the source of this 570-nucleotide messenger RNA. The record is from the annotation of a GenBank genome assembly. Lineage: Eukaryota; Metazoa; Platyhelminthes; Cestoda; Diphyllobothriidea; Diphyllobothriidae.